AUGAAUGUGGCAAGGUUUUUAAUCAAAAAGCAACCCUUGCACAUCAUCAUAGACUUCAUACUGGAGAGAAACCUUACAGAUGGGAAGAACCUGGCAAAACAUACUAGAAUUAACACUGGAGAGAAACCUUACAAGUGCAAUGAGUGUGGCAAAGUCUUUAGUGGGCAGUCACCACUUAUUCACCAUCAAGCAAUCCAUAGUAUACAGAAAGUUAACUAAUGUAAUGAUUGUCACAAAGUUUUCAGUAAUGCUACAAUCAUUGCAAAUCAUUGGAGAAUGCAUAAUGAAGAGAGACCUUACAAGUGUAAUAAAUGUGGCAAAUUUUUCAGACAUCGUUCAUAUCUUGCAGUUCUUUGUCCAACUCAUGCUGGAGAAAAACCUUAUAAAUGUCAUGAUUGUGGCAAGAUCCUCAGUCAAGUUUCAUCCUACGCAAAACAUAGGAGAAUUCAUACAGGAGAGAAACCUCACAAGUUUGAUGAUUGUGGCAAAGCCUUUACUCUACGUUCACAUCUCAAUUGGCAUCAGAAAAUCCAUACUGGACAGAAAUCUUACAAAUGUCAUCAGUGUGGUAAGGUCUUCAGUCUGAGGUCGCUCCUUACAGAACAUCAGAAAAUUCAUUUUGGAGACAGUUAUUUCAAAUGUGAUAAGUAUAGCAAACCAUCAAGCAUGAGUUGACAUUAAAGUCAAACGAACAUUGACCUGAGUUUGAGUUGACUUAACAUUGAGUUCAAGCAUUAAUUGACAUUAAACUGUUUACGUUAAGAGGAUUGGACUGGGUGCUGGGGCUCAUGCCAACAGACGGGAGCCACUUUUCCCAGCCUGUAUUUUCAUUUCUUUUUUUUU
Messenger RNA from Piliocolobus tephrosceles (Ugandan red Colobus), 843 nucleotides. Its product is annotated as putative zinc finger protein 137. The transcript has 2 exons. Gene Ontology annotation, biological process: regulation of transcription by RNA polymerase II. NCBI's taxonomy places the organism in Eukaryota, Metazoa, Chordata, Mammalia, Primates, Cercopithecidae. Gene Ontology annotation, molecular function: RNA polymerase II cis-regulatory region sequence-specific DNA binding; DNA-binding transcription factor activity, RNA polymerase II-specific. The record is from RefSeq and is a predicted model, not a curated record.